This is a messenger RNA of Didymosphaeria variabile, 1443 nucleotides long. It is a transcript of the gene GAS4, whose product is annotated as Glycolipid anchored surface protein 4 precursor. Gene Ontology annotation, molecular function: 1,3-beta-glucanosyltransferase activity. The coding region runs from base 1 to 1443 and encodes 480 amino acids. The transcript has 3 exons. NCBI's taxonomy places the organism in Eukaryota, Fungi, Ascomycota, Dothideomycetes, Pleosporales, Didymosphaeriaceae. Gene Ontology annotation, cellular component: fungal-type cell wall; cytoplasm. Gene Ontology annotation, biological process: fungal-type cell wall (1->3)-beta-D-glucan biosynthetic process. The record is from RefSeq and is a predicted model, not a curated record.
AUGCGCUCGCUUUUUAACUCCCUCGCGGUGCUCACCGGGCUCUUGACGAGCGUCGCUGUCGCCGUCCACCCUGUGGAGGUCCAAGGCCAGGAUCUUAUCGACACCGUGACAAACAAGCGCUUCAUGAUCGUCGGCGUCGACUACCAGCCCGGAGGCCAGGCAGGCUACAAGCCUCAAGAGGGUAGUGACCCCUUGACGAACAAGUCUGUCUGCUUGCGCGAUGCCAUCAUGCUCCAGAAGCUGGGCGCUAACACGAUCCGUGUGUACAACGUGGACCCCACCCUCAACCACGACGACUGUGCCUCCAUCUUCAACUCGGCCGGCAUCUACAUGAUCAUUGAUGUCAACGGACCGCAGUCGGGUGAGAGUAUUAACAGGGCAGAGCCGUGGACCAGCUACCACAAGGACUACCUGAAGAGGAUCUUUGGCGUGGUGGAGAACUUCAUGGCCUACCCUAACACGCUCGCUUUCUUCUCGGCGAACGAGGUUAUGAAUGACCUGGAUACGGGCAAGGUUAACCCGCAGUACAUUCGCGCCGUCCAGCGUGACCUGAAGUCAUACAUCAAGGAGCAUGCUAACCGCACGAUCCCUGUUGGAUACUCUGCCGCUGAUGUUCGCGAGAUUCUGCAAGACACCUGGGCGUACAUGCAGUGCGACAACGACGGCGAUGGCUCUGAGUCCGAUAUCUUCGGUCUCAACUCGUACUCCUGGUGCGGUGGCAAGGCCACCUUCCAGAGCGCGGGGUACGACACUCUUGUCGAUAUGUUCGAGAACAGUUCCGUCCCCGUCUUCUUCUCCGAGUACGGUUGCAAUGAGGUCAUGCCGCGUGUGUUCGACGAGGUGGCGGCCCUUUACAGCGACAAGAUGGCUUCCCUGAGCGGCGGCCUCGUCUACGAGUACAGCCAAGAGGACUCCAACUACGGCAUUGCAGUCAUCAACGACAACGGCACCGUCACCCUCCGCAGCGACUACGACGCCCUCCAGAAGCAGUUUAACAAACUCGAUACCUCCAAGAUCGCGGCGACCGGCACCAAGAUCAAGGCCCCGAAGUGCGACAAGAAGCUCAUUACGAAUGACGCUUUUGACACCAACUUCACCAUCCCUGCUGUCUGCCCUGGCUGCCAGACUCUGAUCAAGAACGGAAUCGACAAGCCGACAAACGGCAAGCUCGUCAAGGUCACUCAGAUCGCGUCGCCGAACAAGAUCUACGGGUCUGCUGGCGGCGAGGUCACUGGCCUUAGCCUCAAGCUACUCAGCAACGACGGUGUCAAUGCGCCUAGCGGCGAGACAUCGAGCCCCAAGGGCGCGGCAUCGGAAUCUAGCACAUCUACUUCGGCAGAUGGCGCCUCGGGGUCUUCUAAGCCUACGGGUGCGGCUAGUAAGCUUGCUGGCGGCUGGACUCUGCUCGGUGCUUCGCUCGUGGCUGCGCUGACGUUGUUGUGA